AUGGUCCCAUUAGAAGAAUAUGGGACACUCUUCAAAGCCAAUCAGAAGACAGAAGGGCCACCGCCCAGCCCGAGCCCCCGGGCAGCGCCUCCGCCGGCUCCCGAGCUGGCACCCGCCGCCCUUGGAUCAGCCUGGGCGCGCCCGGGCCCAGACAAGCACGAAGUCUCCUCCCGCAGCCCCGGCCCCGAAGGAGAAAACGCCGAGCGCUGGGCCCAGCGCGCCCCCGCUUUGGGGAAGCCCGGGCCCGGCCGGCGGCAGGGCGGCGCCCUUGGGGGCCCUCCCGAGGGUCAGCUGCGGGCGGCGGCCGGGGCGCGGCGGGCGCGGGAAGCCAGAGGACGGCUGACUCAUCUUCCUUCCCGCCGCCGCAACCCAUGUGACUCACGGUUGAACUCAGCCCACAUCCAGAUUCCAGCACCGGUGAUGCCUAGAAGAGUGAGUGUCUACAUUUCAUGGAGCUCCGUAGAUGAAUGAAACCUCUCUGCCAAAGAGGCCAGGCAGCCCCAACAGGCCUCAAGGAGAUGGAGAGAGGGACUUCCCUGGCGGCCCAGUGAUUCAGACUCCGCCAAAAAAAAAUGGGGAGACAGGAAAUGAAGGGUGGUGGAGGGGUCAGUUCUGCUCCCAAACCUCUCCUGGAAGAAAAGAUGCCGCCUAGGGCUCCUUUAGCUGCCGGUCUUCAUGCUUCAUACCCUGUCCAGGCCACAUCCACGUGGGAGGACCAUCCAUCACCAUAGCCUCUGAUCCUGCUCCUCUUCCUCCCCGAUGAAGGAAAUUCUGAUUCACGCUACAACAUAGAUGAACCUUGAGGACAUUAUGUUAAGUGAAAUAAGUCAGUCACACACAUACAGUGUAUGAUUCCACUUACAUGAGGUCCCUACUGUGGUCAAAUCCACAGAGACAGAAAGAAGUGGAACCGUGGUUGCCAGGGAAUGCGGGGCCGGGGGGACGGACAUGGGAAGUUGUUGUUUGGUGGGUACAGAAUUUUAGUUUUACAAAAUGAAGAGUUCUGGAAAUUGAUUGCACAACAAUGUGAAUGUACUUAACACUACUGAACUGUAAACCUAAAAAAAUGGUUAAGAUGGUAAAUUUGGCAUUGUG
Balaenoptera acutorostrata (minke whale) is the source of this 1095-nucleotide messenger RNA. RefSeq lists its product as uncharacterized. Bases 1 to 471 code for a protein of 156 amino acids. Lineage: Eukaryota; Metazoa; Chordata; Mammalia; Artiodactyla; Balaenopteridae. The record is from RefSeq and is a predicted model, not a curated record. The transcript has 5 exons.